This is a messenger RNA of Bactrocera tryoni, 3918 nucleotides long. RefSeq lists its product as uncharacterized. The coding region runs from base 1 to 3279 and encodes 1092 amino acids. The transcript has 16 exons. Gene Ontology annotation, molecular function: protein binding. Lineage: Eukaryota; Metazoa; Arthropoda; Insecta; Diptera; Tephritidae. The record is from RefSeq and is a predicted model, not a curated record.
AUGGAGCGCGUUUUGUCCAUUCUGUUGUGCCUCAGCCUAACAACUUUGCAGUUUAUUUCGACACAUGAGCAUGGCGAUGGCUUUAAACCAGAUGGCGAGAUCCUCCGUGUGCUGGUCAAUACUUCAGCGCAAAUUAAGUGUGAUGUCGGUUCCAGUUUGCCGGACGAUAAAGUUUUACUGGUCGUUUGGUAUAAGAAUAAUCUUCCAAUUUAUAGCUAUGAUACACGCGGUGCGCAUGCGGGCACGCCAUCCCAUUGGCGGGAUGAGGACGUGCUAGAAGAUCGCGCCGUCUUUCGCACACAUAAAGAGCCAGCUGAAUUGAUAAUAAAUCCUCUGAAGGAAAAAGAUGCAGGGAAUUUUCGUUGCAGAGUGGACUUCAAGCUCUCGCAAACUAGAAAUAGUAAUGUUAACUUGGAAGUAGUCGUGCCACCGCAGCAGCCGGCGAUUGUUAGUAAUUCGGAUGGCAGGUCGGAUACACGUGCCGGUCCAUAUGAGGAAGGCGGUCAACUGGAUCUGACAUGUGUGGUGUACGGCGGCUCACCACCGCCCACAGUGACUUGGCUCUGGAAUGGCCACAUUCAGAAUAGUGUUGUGGAUUUCACAGCAGAUGGCACCAUCAAGAGCAGAUUGUUGGUGAAGAAUUUGUCACGCAUACACCAACAUGCUGUGUUCACGUGUCAAGCGAGUAACUUUCACAAGAAAUAUGUCUCCACCAAUAUCACCAUUGAAUUGUAUUUGCGGCCGCUUAUGGUUGAGAUUUCCUUCAACAAUCAACCGAUGUCUGCUGACCGGAAAUACGAAAUUGAAUGUCAAGCCAUCGGCUCGAGACCACCAUCCAAAAUUACUUGGUGGAUGGGAAAUAUGGAGCUGUUGGGACACAGUCAGAAGGUUUCAGAAGAUGGCAAUGUCAGCCUUUCCGUACUCAGCAUUACACCGACGCGUGCUGAUCAUGGCAAAGCGUUGUCCUGUCGUGCGACGAAUGAGCUGGUGCGCAGCGGCAUACGUGAGACGGCGAUGAAACUUAAUGUAUUCUUUAUACCAACGCUUCAGCUGGACUUGGGUUCGAAUUUGAAUCCGGAAGACAUUGAAGAAGGCGAUGAUGUCUAUUUCGAGUGCAAAGUACAUGCGAAUCCGGCAGCCUACAAAGUUGUGUGGAAGCAUAAUAAUCAAAUCAUUCAACACAAUCAGCGUGCUGGCGUCAUUGUGAGUAGUGGCGAUUUGGCGUUGCAAGGCGUGACUCGGCAUCAAGCGGGCAACUACACCUGCACGGCAUCGAAUGUUGAGGGCGACGGUGAUAGCAACGUUGUUGAGCUGAAAGUGAUGUACAAACCCAUUUGCCGUCCGGAUCAGAAGAAAAUUUAUGGUGUGGCGCGUAAUGAGGCCGCCGAGAUUUUAUGUGAAGUUGAUGCAUUUCCACCGCCGGAAAAUUUCAAAUGGUCCUUCAAUAAUACGGCAGAGACAUUUGAUAUGCCGCAGAGUGGUUUCCGUGCACAUUCAGCGCAGGGAUCGACAUUGACCUACACGCCGGUCAAGGAAAUGGACUUCGGCACCAUCAUGUGUUGGGCAGAUAACAAUGUUGGUCAGCAGAGAGAACCCUGCGUCUUUCAUUUGAUUGCGGCUGGAAAGCCAGAAAUGCCAGCCAAUUGCACCAUAUUCAAUCAGACAUCCGACUCGUUGGAGGUCUAUUGUAUGGAAGGCUUUGACGGCGGCUUACGACAAUGGUUCCUAAUGGAAAUUUUCGAUCAGCAUAGUGGCCAGUUACAAGCCAAUAUCUCAUCAAAAUAUCCACUUUUAAGUGUCACUGGAUUGGACUCUGGCCGUCUCUUUCGCAUAUUUGUUUAUGCAGUGAAUUUGCGCGGACGUAGCGAAGCGGUGCAGGUGGAAGGCUAUACGCUGAAAGCGGCGGAGAAGCAAACAGUUGCGCUCACGUCCUACAAGGGUACACAAUCCAAUUUCGAACUCACACCCAUACUGUCGGUGGGCAUUUUCGUUGGCAUUUUGGUGGCAUUGGUCUGCAUUACCAUCGGUACCAUUGCAGCAUUGAAAUUACGUUCACACAAACAACAGCAAAAAUAUCAACAUCAAAAUGCGAAAUUCUCACGACCAGGCAAUUUACAAAUUAAGGACAAAAUCUCUUUGCCAUUAAGUCAUUCGGAGGAGAUGUACGACGAGAAGAAUCCCGAUGUUGUGCCAUACAAUGAAGUCGAUGGUGAAUACAAACAGAAAUCAGCAACACAAACACCAUCCGGCCAUCUGUCCACGACAAGUGAAGCGGAAAUUAGCUGUAAACCACUAACGGACGAGCUUGGCGCAUACAAAAGCAAUAAGGAUGAUGAGCUGCACUAUGCCGAGCUAACACUGGCGCCCGGCAGCGCCAGCACCAGUGGCAUACCUAAAAAGUCCAUUUCGGUCGAUUGCAGCAGCAGCAUGUUGCUACAAGGCGCCGGCAUAAAUACAAACAACAUGUCCGUCACUAUCGGCGGCACACUGCCGCACGGCUCCAGCGUACGCAAGAUGUUGCCCAACAUUCCGGCCAAUGCUGGUGCGAGUACAUUACAACGCCUCAAGCAGCAGCCAACGGCGUCGGCGCAACAAACACCACCACCACCACCAUCAUACGAUUACUUUGAAGAGCCGACGAUAUACGCGCAGAUAGAUCACUACAAAACAACAACGACGGGUGGCACGGCAAAUGCUGGCUGCUCGUCAUCGGCAUCUGUAUCCCCCUUCCCGCCAAGCAUUUCUUCGCCUGCCUCACAGGGCACACCAUCGACGGUGUCGCCCGGCGCAGUGCAGAUGUACACAAUGCCCUCGCAUCCGGGCGGUUAUCAUACGCUGCCGCACAACCAUCAUCAUCAGCUGCAGCAGCAACAACAACAGCAACACCUACAACAGCAACAACAACAACAGCAGCAGCAACAACAAGCCCAUCAACAACACAAUACGUCCGCCUCGUCGAUGCUGCAAAUGAUGGCGGCUGCGGGUGUGGUGCAUGGCGCUGCUGGCAAUAUUUAUCAUCAUCAUGGCACUCUGCCAAUGCCGCCCACAUAUCAGCAGCACCAGCAGCAGCAGCAACAGCAAUUGCAGCAACAGCAAGUCACCGGUCAAAUGUUGGUGUCGAGCAAUAGCAGCGGUCUGGGCUCGGCUACAACAACAGCGGCCGUGACAAGCCCGAGCAGUUCGCUGUCCGGUCUCUCGGCCAUUGGCAAAUCGUAUUCGCGUGAAAUUGUGACGGUCCGAACGCCGCUCAUGUACUCGCAGCAGGAGAGUUGCGUCUAAAAGCGUGUGGCGCAAGCGCAUGGCAUGCUUUCGGCAUACUUAAGCCUACUCGGGGUUCAAUUAUAUCACAAGAGACUGGGUAUGAGUUGUGGGAAAUUGGAAAGUAUAACUUUUACAUUUAAAUUGGUCUGAUUGGGUUUCUGAUACAAUGUUAUAGCGAGUUGCGCGUGUAGUAGUUUUUUCGUAUAUAGAAAAACGUUGAAACAUGGGUUUUUAAUUUUUGAGAAAUUUUUGUGAUACUUGUUGUAAUUAAUCUUUCAAUUGUCUAUUAAUGAUACCAGUUAAUUUUCACUAUCAAAUAAUUCAAUUACUAUUCUUUAGUUGUCCGACUCGUGUUUUCUAACUCUUCGUCGGUGUCAGUAUAUUUUUACUUCUCUUGUUGCCUACAUGCAGGCGCAAAGCUACAUAAAAAUGUGCAAAUUUAAUAUUCGCAGAUGUUCAACUCAGUUUUGAAAUGGUCAAACUUUUUUCUUAAAUUUGUUUUAUAAUCUUAAUCAUUUAUAUUUUCUUUUAUAUGACAAAACUUAUUAUUUUAUAAAAAACUAUUUCUAACAAAAUUCAAUACUUUCAAAUUGUUACUAUUGAAAUUCAUAAAAAUUUAUUGCAUAAGCCAAUCUAGCUGGCAAACAAAAAAUAUUU